This is a messenger RNA of Gossypium raimondii (Peruvian cotton), 2390 nucleotides long. Its product is annotated as aspartic proteinase 36. Lineage: Eukaryota; Viridiplantae; Streptophyta; Magnoliopsida; Malvales; Malvaceae. The record is from RefSeq and is a predicted model, not a curated record. Gene Ontology annotation, molecular function: aspartic-type endopeptidase activity. Gene Ontology annotation, biological process: proteolysis.
ACCGCGUGCUUUGAUUGAAACGCCUUCAACGAGGUUUCCCAUGAUUGGCCGGCCGGCAAUCCACAAUGCUGGUUGAAUUAAAAAACACACAGAAUUUAUCCGUUUCUGUUUCCUCUGUAUUUGUUUAAAGAGGAGUGUUCGUAAGCGUGUCGUUUGUCUGUCUGCAUUGCAAUGGUCUGUUGUCAUUGACCUUAAUUUGGAGCCAAAGUGAGGCGCCAUGGCUAGAACCUGGCUUCACCUAACUUCUUCCUUUCUGAUCGUCUGUUGCGUAAUCGGGUUCCUGAUCUCCACCGUCGUUGCCGAAAAUCAUCAACGACCGCCGACGGUCCUUCCGCUAAGUCUAUCAUCACGCAAUCAUUCCCUGCAUCGGCACGUGGACAAUCUACGCCGUCGUCUCUUCCAAUCGAAGCUCUCCGGUUCCACUCCAAAUGCUCGCUUGAGACUCUACGACGAUCUCCUAUCGAACGGUUACCAUACGGCUCGGCUACGGAUAGGAUCGCCGCCUCAGGAAUUCGCUCUUAUCGUGGACACCGGAAGUACUGUAACUUAUGUUCCUUGCUCCAGUUGCUCACAUUGCGGCAACCAUCAGGAUUCAAGGUUCCAACCAGAGAUGUCUAGCACUUAUCAACCUGUAAAAUGCAAUCCAAGUUGUAACUGUGAUGAUGAGCAAAAACAAUGCACUUAUCAUAGACGGUAUGCUGAAAUGAGUUCCAGCAGUGGGGUGCUUGGGGAGGAUCUUGUUUCUUUUGGGAAUGAAAGUGAACUUAUGCCUCAGCGUGCUGUGUUUGGUUGCGAAAAUGUGGAAACAGGUGACCUUUAUAACCAACGAGCUGAUGGUAUAAUGGGUUUGGGUCGUGGGCGGCUUAGUAUCAUGGAUCAACUUGUAGAUAAGGGUGUUAUUGGUGAUUCAUUUUCUUUGUGUUAUGGAGGGAUGGAUGUUGAUGGGGGUGCAAUGGUUCUCGGAAAAAUCGCUCCUCCUCCUGAUAUGGUCUUCUCCCAUUCUGACCCUUUCCGCAGCCCUUACUACAACAUUGAGAUGAAGGAAAUUCAUGUUGCUGGAACGAUUGAGUUACCAGAUGGGGCCUUUGAUGGAAGGCAUGGAACAGUUUUGGACAGUGGAACAACAUACGCUUACUUUCGACGAGAUGCUUUUGCUGCAUUUAGGGAUGCUAUCCUUAGUGCAGUUCAUUUUCUCAAAAGGAUCCCUGGUCCUGACCCUAAUUAUAACGAUAUCUGUUUUACUGGUGCUGGAAGGGAUGUCUCACAACUACCAAAAAUUUUCCCACAGGUUGAGAUGGUAUUUAACAAUGGAAAGAAGUUAUUGCUGUCUCCAGAAAACUACCUGUUCAGGCAUUCAAAAGCUAGUGGUGCAUAUUGCUUGGGAAUUUUCCCAAAUUCAGAAUCGACAACUCUUUUAGGAGGAAUUGUCGUCCGGAACACCCUAGUUACUUAUGAUAGGAGUAAUGACAGGAUAGGGUUUUUAAAUACUAAUUGUUCUGAACUAUGGAGGAGAGUUCAGUUCUCUGGUGCUCCUGCACCAACUCCUUUAGUCUCCCCAAGCAAGGAUACUAAAAUGGAAAUUCCUUCUGUACUAUCCCCAAGUGGGUCACCAUCAAAUGUUCUUCCAGGUUCAUUUCAUGUUGGAUUUAUAACGUUUGAUAUGUCAAUUAGCACCACUGAUUCAAACUUGAAGUCCAUCCUCAAGGAGCUUACAGAAUUAAUUUCGGAGGAACUGGAAGUCGAUAAUUCACAGAUUCGCUUGCUUAAUGUCACUUCACAAGAGAAAGAUUACCUUGUUAGAUGGGGCAUUUUUCCUGCUGAACCUGCUAAUUAUAUCUCGAAUACCAUUGCAAGGAGCAUCAUCCUGCGCUUAAGGGAUCAUAGAAUACAGUUACCUGAGAGAUUUGGAAAUUAUAAGUUGAUGGAAUGGAAUGCCGAACCUCAAAGGAAGUUGACAUCGUGGCAACAUCGCUUUCUGAUAAUGUUAGUUGGAUCCGUCACAACUCUGAUUCUCAGUUUAUCAGCUAUUGGCAUAUGGUUGGUCCACCGGCAACGACAACAAACUGCUUAUGAGCCUGUUGGUGCUUCUGUACCAGAAAGAUAUCUUCAGCCUCUUCAAUCUUAAAUAUUUAUCUGGGAAUAGUUUUCUUGUAUACUAUAUUAUUAUUCUGCAUACCAUACAUGCUUUUGAAGCUCUCAAAACAACAAUGAUGGUGCUUCCAAGCCAGACCAGUACUACUCGAUGAACUACUACCCAGUGCCUCUGUUGUAAAUGAUAGUUUAUCAUCCAUUUUUAUUAGAAAAACGGAAACAAAAAGGAAAUCUCUUUGAUUUCCUGAGAUCAAGUUAUACGAUACUUGAUCCAGAAGGAAAUUGCAAACUUGAUUGAA